CUUUAGCGCAGGUGGAUAAAAGCAGUUGUUGGGAUAAGUUCCGGUAAAGCAAUGAUAAUUGUUGCACAAUUUAUUCGAACUAAUUGGUUUCUCUGUGGCAUCUUGAUUGUGAUUUGUUUUGCAAGCAUUGCGCCAAGUAUUGGAGCUAGAGGAGGAAUCCUGAGACCAGAAAUAACAGUCAAGUUUUUCGCUGUAGCCAUCAUAUUUUUUAACAGUGGAAUUUCACUUCGAAGUGAGGAUCUAAGGAGAGCUCUGGUGCAGUUCAAAGUGCACUUCUUUAUACAAGGAUGGACAUUCAUUGUCUUUCCCUCACUGAUAUAUCUUCUUGUAUCAUUGAUGAAUGAUGGGCCAUUUGACAAACUCCUCCUACAAGGACUGUUGGUAUUGGGAUGCAUGCCUCCUCCAGUGUCAUCAGCCGUCAUAUUAACAAAAACAGUGUCUGGGAAUGAGGCUGCAGCAAUAUUUAACUCUGCUGUGGGAAGCUUUUUGGGAAUAUUCAUCACACCAUCCUUGAUAUUGUUGAUUGUCGGGUCAGCGGUGGAUGUCCCGGUGACCUCCAUCUUCCUACAGCUGUCCCUGACCGUGGUUCUACCCCUCUGUCUGGGUCAGGCCAUUAGGAGACGACACAGAAUGUGGCUAGAGAGAAACCCUAUUCCAUUUGGGACCAUAGGCAGUGCCAUUCUGUUACUGAUCAUCUACACAACGUUCUGUGAUACCUUCCUACAGACCGACACACACCUGGACUUUCUCAGCUUGAUCUCCAUUGUCUUCCUGAUUGUCAUUCUGCAGUGUGCAUUACUGGGAUUGAUUUUCUUCAUCACAACACAGCCCUGGCUGGACUUUCAUCCAACAGAUACCACCGCCAUGAUGUUCUGCAGCUCUCAUAAAUCACUAACUCUAGGCAUACCCAUUAUAAAGAUUGUGUUCAGUGGUGACCCAGGUCUCUCUGUUAUAACUGUCCCUCUGCUGGUGUACCACCCCACACAGAUCCUGCUGGGAGGGAUCAUGGUCCCCCUACUGAAGGAGUGGAUGUACUCUGUGGGUAGAAAUAGGUAUACUAUGGCCAAGCACGUGUAGGAUAAAAAACCCAAGGGAGAGCUGUGCUUUUCCUGCAGUACUAAGACAUUUUUCUUUUACCUCAAUCUGCAAUAAAUAUACACUGUUAUUUAUUUUGCUAUCAAAUAUUUCUUACAGUUGUUGAAUAUUUGUUAUAUUUAUAAUAAAAUACAAGCAAGCUACAGUAAAAUUUGUAUUUAUUUUGC
Magallana angulata is the source of this 1262-nucleotide messenger RNA. RefSeq names its product sodium/bile acid cotransporter 7-like. NCBI's taxonomy places the organism in Eukaryota, Metazoa, Mollusca, Bivalvia, Ostreida, Ostreidae. Bases 52 to 1077 code for a protein of 341 amino acids. Gene Ontology annotation, cellular component: plasma membrane. The transcript has 11 exons. The record is from RefSeq and is a predicted model, not a curated record.